Messenger RNA from Lates calcarifer (barramundi perch), 976 nucleotides. RefSeq lists its product as uncharacterized. Lineage: Eukaryota; Metazoa; Chordata; Actinopteri; Centropomidae. Gene Ontology annotation, biological process: response to bacterium. The record is from RefSeq and is a predicted model, not a curated record. The transcript is spliced from 5 exons. Bases 82 to 846 code for a protein of 254 amino acids.
GGAAAAUUCUGCUCAGAUCGUGACAUCUGUGAGUGAGACACGUUAAGCUGUCUUUCAAGUUCAUGUCAUCAUCACACAUGGAUGGGCUGCGUAUUCUUCGUGGUUCUUUUCGGAAUUGUUUCUUAUAGUCAUGGUUGGAUUUCUGGAUCAGAUUUUGAGGUAACAGUCACACCAGGAGACAACAUCACUCUCUAUUGUGACUGCAAAUUAUCACCUGGAGUAUACAUUGUAUGGUACAGAAACUGUUCUCAUGAGAACCAGCCUUCACUUGUUCUAAAAGUAAAACAUAAUCCAGGGAAAUAUCCCAGUGAUUACACAGCCAUUCUGAAUCCAUUCCCUCGUUUUCAUUUGGUGAAGAACCAUUCCUCUGAUUCCUAUGACCUGUUGAUCAUGAACAUCACUGAUUCUGAUGAGGGUCUCUACUACUGUGGAACUGAACAGUUUAAAGUAGAAGAUAAGGGCUUCAUCAUUUCCAAGGAAAUUUACAGUUAUGGCAACAUCAAAACAAGGAUCUUAUUCAACUCCAGUGAAUCUUAUCACCAUGAGACUCCACAAGACUGUACUGGUUCGUGCUGGAUGCUUCUGUUCUCUCUGUGUCCAGCUGUCGCAGUUCUCUCCUCUCUCCUCUCCUCUCUUCUGAUUUAUCACUUCUGUAAGAAAAAAGCUCAGGAACAUCAAGUUGAUGAGAAAAGAUCUAGCAACAGAGACCAGACAAGAAGAAAUGUGGAUGAAGAUGUGUGUUACACUGCAUUGGAAAUCCGUCAGCCAUCACAGAGGCCAAAGUCGAAGAAAACCCAGAGUUCAGAUUUCAGCACUUAUUCUGGCAUCAAUACUUGUAGGAUGUAAUGAACCUAACUAAAAGAAAUUGUGUGUGAAUUUCGUGUUAGUGAUAUACAGCAUGUUGCUUUAUUACUCAGUGAUUUAUAAAGCCAUCAGUGCUACUAUUCUGCAAAUGAAAUGGUGAUACAGACUUCAA